AUUAAUAAUAAAUAAUUUAUUAUAUAUAGACCUAUCUAUAUCUCUCCAACCCACCACCUUGCCUUUGUAAUCCAGUUCAAUAGUUUAAUCACACGAAAACCAGUUUGGUGGUCGCUCUUGGUUCUUUCGCUCACCGCCACCUUCUCAGCGAGGUUCGUCUCGAGACAUUAUGGUGAGCAUCCGUAGACAAAGACUCAUCAAACUCUAUGGGAGAAGCCCUUUUCUUGAUGGUCUUUCGUCAUAUAACAAUGGGCAAUAUACCGGAAGUUGGGUGCAAAACGCAAGAUUUGGCAUGCAUCCUUCACCUUCAACUGAUGUUGAACAGCCUAAUGAGGAAAAUACAAAAUCUGAAGAACCCGAACCCUCAACUGUCAAUGAAUCCAGCUCAUCGAAUAAGCAGCCUGUUCCGCAUCCAGAGUUCAAGAGACGAAAAAGGCAUAGAAGAAAGAUAAUCGAGAACCAAGAAGCGUGUAUAAUGAGAGGUGUGUAUUUCAAAAACAUGAAAUGGCAAGCUGCCAUUAAAGUUGACAAGAAACAAAUCCAUCUGGGCACAGUCAGCUCCCAAGAAGAAGCUGCUCGCUUGUAUGACAGGGCUGCUUUCAUGUGUGGAAGGGAGCCAAACUUUGAGCUUACUGUUAAAGAAAAGGAUGAACUCAGUAAACUAAGUUGGGAUGACUUUUUAGCCAUGACCCGCUCUGCAAUUAACAACAAAAUAAAAUUUUCGGUUAGGAAUCUACAGCGUCAGAUGGUACACCUACGCAUGAAAGACAAGCAUUAUGACACUACAAUUUCUUCUUUCAAGUUUACGAUAAAUAUCUGGCAAAUUGGUGAUAUUUGUCAUGUUCUUCGAAAACCAGAGGAGGGUGACUUCAAGAAUGAAGUUUGAACAUCAGCAACAGAACAGUGAGUCAGAAGCUGAAGCAGAUCAAGAGAGAAAUGGCUUGUCAGCUUCUGAUGAUGCGGAUACAUCACUAGCUUGACGCUUUAUUUAUUCUUCAACUUUAUAUCCUAUUUUAUUGAUGAAUUAUAAAUUAUAAUGUGCCACGUUGAUUUUUUUUUUUGUCAGUCGAUGAGACGUUAAAAUCCUGAACACCGUUCAUUGAUUUGUGUAUA
Messenger RNA from Helianthus annuus (common sunflower), 1113 nucleotides. Its product is annotated as ethylene-responsive transcription factor-like protein At4g13040. Gene Ontology annotation, molecular function: DNA-binding transcription factor activity; DNA binding. NCBI's taxonomy places the organism in Eukaryota, Viridiplantae, Streptophyta, Magnoliopsida, Asterales, Asteraceae. The transcript has 8 exons. Gene Ontology annotation, biological process: regulation of DNA-templated transcription. Bases 170 to 886 code for a protein of 238 amino acids. The record is from RefSeq and is a predicted model, not a curated record.